CUUAAUCCUUAAUAUUAAAACCUUUGCGGUUACCAUUCCUCUAUAACUAAUUUCAUUUCCCUGUUCCUUUCACAAUCUUUCCAAACGCCAUGAUCGGUGGUGGCAAUGGCGGUAACGGCGGAUCCAAGAAACGCCACCGUGUCGGAAGCAACAGCCGUUUAUCAUCCACCGCGGCGGUGAUCGAUUCCUCUCGUCUCGACGGAACCCUAACCGAAGGCUCUCACAAACCCUUACCAACAUCAUCCAUCCGCCGAUCAAAUUCACGUCAUUCUUUCCUCCCUAUUGCAUCCUCCGUCCCCAAUGGAUUCAAUGACCCUAACACCGCUGAUGUCAUCCUCCGUCUCUACCUCGAUCAGUCAUCACCUUUUGAUUCAGACGAUUCAGAAACGGCAGUGGCUGUUGAUUCCACAUCGGAAUUCGAGAUCUAUCUCCAUUCUUCUGUCCUCCGCCGAUCGAAGUACUUCUCCGCACUUUUAUCUGAUCGAUGGAAGAAGGACUCAGGGGAAGUUGAUUAUUACAGGUUUAAUUUAGCCGUGACUGCAGGUUCGAUCAACAAUCAUGUCACUGUUCUUCAACUUCUGUAUACCAAUGAAAUAUCAAGCACUAUUGAUACAGCAUCUAAAGCGCUAGAGUUACUUCCAAUUGCCUUGGAAUUACUGUUUGAGGACUGUGUAACGGCCUGCGUCCGAUACCUUGAAGCUGUACCGUGGACAGAGGAGGAAGAAAUAAUCGUGUUAAGUAUAAUCCCCCUUUUACGAGAUGAGGAGUCAGUGGAACUUUUAGCUAGGGUUUCACCUCCAAAGUCGGAUUUAUCAGAGGAAAUGCUUCACGGAUUGAUAUUAACAGCGAUUCAUAAUCAUCCAAACAUGGCGUUUGCAAAAGCGUUUGUUGCAAAACUCUUAAGGGACUUUUCAUCCAGGGAAUCCGCAAGAAGAGUUUUGGAUAAAUCUUUUGAGACCAGUUUGAAGGUGGUAAAAGAGUCCUUGGAGGAGUAUUCCAGUCCAGACUUUCGUGGUGAUCAUAACGAGACUGAAGCAAUUCAGAGGUUGAAUUUGCACACUGCAAUGACAAAUGGGAGGCAUUUAUUGUGGUUGAUUGAGCGGAUGAUUGAGUUAAGAGUAGCUGAUACUGCUGUGAAGGAAUGGAGUGAACAGGCUUCUUUUACUGCCGAUUUGCAGAGGGCAUUUAGGGAUGAUGCAUGGAGGAAUAUUGUUCCUGGUCUUCCUGCUGUGGUUCUUAGGUGUACCUGCAAGCUUGCCAAUGCUGUUGCUUCUGGUGUUAUUUUGGCCUCUAGACAGGUUAGGAUGAAAAUGGUGAAAGAUUGGCUUCCUGUAUUGAUUGUAUGCAAAGACAAUGUCACACCAAUGUUGACAAAUCAUAAAUCACUCUACCUGGAAUUGGAAGAAACAUUCUUGAAAAUCAUAUCAACAUUGCCUAUGUCCGAAGCUCAAGAAUUGUUGCAGCAAUGUCUCAGUUUUUCAACUCGAAAUGUUGAGGAUUGCCCUCAUUUAGUUUCAGCAUUCACCACGUGGUUUCGCCGUGCAAAUCGACAAUUACCAGAGAUGUAUGACGAUCUUUUGGGGGAGUAAGAGCUCCUUGUUAUUCGAAUAUAGUGGCUGCUAAAGUCAGACGUCAAAGGUAUUAAGAAUGAAGAGAAGCAUCGGCGAGGAAUCUAUAACUUUAGAUAUAACUUCUAAUAUAGUUUCACAUUACAAAUGAUGCAUAUUGAUAUUUUUCCCUUUCUAUAAUACAUUUUUUUUUCUUCUUAUAAUUUUGUUAUCAUGUCAUAUUUUCAUUGAUGAAAGCAGAUCAUGAUGCAUGAAAUAACCCUUAAUACAUA
Messenger RNA from Lactuca sativa (garden lettuce), 1840 nucleotides. RefSeq names its product BTB/POZ domain-containing protein At1g63850. The record is from RefSeq and is a predicted model, not a curated record. Gene Ontology annotation, molecular function: protein binding. NCBI's taxonomy places the organism in Eukaryota, Viridiplantae, Streptophyta, Magnoliopsida, Asterales, Asteraceae.